Molecule: messenger RNA, 2001 nt
Organism: Aureobasidium pullulans EXF-150
Lineage: Eukaryota; Fungi; Ascomycota; Dothideomycetes; Dothideales; Saccotheciaceae
Product: DEAD-domain-containing protein
Exons: 2
Coding region: 1-2001 (666 amino acids)
Cellular component (GO): nucleus
Molecular function (GO): RNA binding; RNA helicase activity; ATP binding
Source: RefSeq, a predicted model, not a curated record
AUGGCCGAUCAACUCAACAUGAACAACCUCUCGCUGGGCGAGUCUCAGCACGCUCCCAGACAGAACGGCAACGGUGGCUUCGUUCGCUCCGCCUACAUCCCUCCUCACGCCAGAGGCAGCACUAGAGGUCCUGCCCCCGGCCCUGGACCUGUGCCUCUCGAUGGCGCUCCUCCCAUGAACGGUCACUUCGAUGGCCCUAGACCUGGCUACGGCGCUGGUCGCGGCGGUGGUGGUGCCGGCGGCGGCUGGGGUGGUGCUCCCACCUUCACUCCCAGAGGCGGCAGCAGCGGCUUCGACAGAAACGCCUACGGAAACCCCGCCUCAGGCGGCGGCGGUUCUCAACAAGCCCGUGGCUCCGGCGACGGUCAGUGGAGAGACGGCAAGCACAUUCCCGGACCCGCCAACCCUCGUGUCGAGCGCGAGCUGUUCGGUGUCCCCAACGACCCCAACGUCCAGCACAGCGGUAUCAACUUCGAGAAGUACGACGACAUCCCCGUCGAGGCUAGCGGUCAAGGUGUCCCCGACCCUGUUACCACCUUUGCCAACCCUCCUCUCGAUGACCACCUCAUCACCAACAUCGAGCUCUCUGGCUACAAGGUCCCUACCCCCGUCCAGAAGUACUCUAUCCCCAUCGUCAUGGGUGGCCGUGAUUUGAUGGCUUGUGCCCAGACUGGUUCCGGAAAGACCGGUGGUUUCCUCUUCCCCAUCCUCUCGCAGGCAUUCCAGAACGGUCCCACCGCUGCUCCCAUGCAAACCGGCAUGGCCCGCCAGCGCAAGGCCUACCCUACCUCGCUCAUUCUCGCCCCCACUCGUGAGCUUGUUUCCCAGAUCUACGAUGAGGCCCGCAAGUUCGCCUACCGUUCAUGGGUCCGCCCCUGCGUCGUUUACGGUGGUGCCGAUAUUGGACAGCAACUCCGUCAGAUCGAACGCGGCUGCGAUCUCCUUGUCGCUACUCCCGGUCGUCUUGUUGACCUCAUAGAACGUGGUCGCAUCUCGCUCCAGAACAUCAAGUACCUUGUUCUCGACGAGGCUGACCGCAUGUUGGACAUGGGUUUCGAGCCCCAGAUCCGCCGUAUCGUUGAGGGUGAGGACAUGCCUCCUACCACUGGCCGCCAGACUCUCAUGUUCUCGGCCACCUUCCCCCGUGACAUUCAGUUGCUGGCCCGUGACUUCCUCAAGGAGUAUAUCUUCCUCUCUGUCGGUCGUGUCGGUUCCACCUCCGAGAACAUCACCCAGAAGAUUGAGUACGUCGAGGACGUUGACAAGCGCUCCGUUCUGCUCGACAUUCUCCACACCCACGGCGCUGGUCUUACCUUGAUCUUCGUCGAGACCAAGCGUAUGGCCGAUUCGCUCUCCGACUUCCUCAUCAACCAGGGCUUCCCUGCCACCUCGAUUCACGGUGAUCGUACCCAGCGCGAGCGCGAGCGUGCUCUCGAGAUGUUCCGCUCUGCUCGUUGCCCCAUUCUCGUCGCCACCGCUGUCGCAGCCCGUGGUCUCGAUAUCCCCAACGUCAAGCACGUCGUCAACUACGAUCUUCCCACCGACAUUGACGACUACGUCCACCGUAUCGGUCGUACUGGUCGUGCCGGAAACACUGGUGUCGCCACUGCUUUCUUCAACCGCGGCAAUAGAGGUGUCGUUCGUGACCUUCUCGAGCUUCUCAAGGAAGCCAACCAGGAGGUUCCCGCUUUCCUCGAGACUGUCGCUCGUGAGGGCACUGGCUUUGGCGGCGGCCGUGGCGGCCGCGGAGGCGGUGGUCGUGGCCGUGGUGCUACUGCCACUCGCGAUGUCCGUAGCUUCGGCGGCGGUUCUCGUCCCGCAUACGCUGGAUCCCAGUGGGGUGGCAGCGGCGGUGGUGGCUUCGGCGGCGCUUCUGGCGGUGCUGGUGGCUACGGUGGCGGCAUGGGCGGUGGUGCUGGCUACGGCGGUGGUAUGGGUGGUGGCGGUAGCUACGGCAACCCCUCCGGUCCUUCGGGCCCUGGCGCCAACUCUUGGUGGUAG